Messenger RNA from Cebus imitator (Panamanian white-faced capuchin), 1089 nucleotides. It is a transcript of the gene SPATS1, whose product is annotated as spermatogenesis associated serine rich 1. Bases 85 to 987 code for a protein of 300 amino acids. The record is from RefSeq and is a predicted model, not a curated record. NCBI's taxonomy places the organism in Eukaryota, Metazoa, Chordata, Mammalia, Primates, Cebidae. The transcript is spliced from 9 exons.
GAGCAGGCGGCCGCGGCGUCCCUCUUGCCCUGGGCUCUCGGUUCCUUCGCCUCGGCGUGCGUUCGGCAGUUCGCCUGCCCGUUGAUGAGUCCACAGAUGCUCACUGGAAACCGUCGACAGGGCUGCCGCCUCCCCUCCAUCUCAAGCGCGACCUGUGGUGGCGAGCUGGAGAAGGUUCCAGAGAAAAGGGACUCUGGCAUGACCAAGGUGGAGAGGACCUACAGUGCUAGCUGCAGUGAUUUUCUGGAAUCUAAGGGAUGUUUUGCCAACACAACAUCCUCUGACAAAAGUGUCAGUUCCUCUUCUUCUGUUGAAACAGGCUCAAGCAUCAGUGAAUCUCCAGGCCUCCCCAGAGUGUCUGCUUACCUAGACAGCACUGCUGACUUGGAUCGGAAAUCCUCCUCCUCACAUUCUGAGCACUCCUCUGAUACAUCAUUGCCUGAAGUCCAAAAGCAUAAGUAUCCUGAGGAAUUCAGCCUGCUUAAGUUGCAGACAAAAGAUGGGCAUCGUCCUGAGUGGACAUUUUACCCGAGGCUUAGCAGCAAUAUCCACACCUACCAUGUUGGAAAGCAGUGCUUCUUUAAUGGAGUCUUCCUCGGCAACAAGAGGUCUCUAUCAGAGAGGACGGUGGACAAAUGCUUUGGGAGAAAGAAAUACGAUAUUGAUCGAAGGAAUGGAAUCCCAAAGCUAACUCCAGGGGAUAAUCCAUAUAAGUACCCAGAACAGAGUAAAGGCUUUCACAAAGCAGGAUCAACACUCCCACCAGUGAACUUUUCAAUAGUGCCUUAUGAAAAGAAAUUUGAUACAUUUAUUCCACUUGAGCCUCUUCCACAAAUUCCCAACUUGCCUUUCUGGGUGAAGGAGAAGGCCAACAGUUUGAAGAAUGAGAUACAAGAGGUUGAGGAGCUUGACAACUGGCGGCCGGCGGUGCCCUUAAUGCAAAAUCUACUCUUUUCUGGUGCUUUGGACCUUCCAAGACAAUCCUGAGCAUAAACAGGCCCACAAAACAUGUGCUGACUGCACUCUGGCGAGCCUUUUCCAGUUGAUGGUUUUUGUCAUGUGACUGUUCUAAAUCCAAUGUUUGACUCU